Trematomus bernacchii (emerald rockcod) is the source of this 2289-nucleotide messenger RNA. RefSeq names its product cilia- and flagella-associated protein 58-like. Bases 1 to 2289 code for a protein of 762 amino acids. NCBI's taxonomy places the organism in Eukaryota, Metazoa, Chordata, Actinopteri, Perciformes, Nototheniidae. The record is from RefSeq and is a predicted model, not a curated record. The transcript has a single exon.
AUGAAGCCCUCCAACGACCUUAAAGCCAGGAAUGUUGCCCUGCAGGAUGAGAUACACAGGGCCAAAAUCAAUGAGAAACAUCUGAUGGACCAGAACGCAGAGCAGGAAAGGAAGAUCUCUUCCAUGGUUACAGCUGAGAUGGAUCUGAAGAAAGAGGAGCUGAAGAACGCUGGGCUGAAGCAUACUGUCAAAAAUCAGACGUUCACAUUAGAAAAAACGAGAGAGGAACUGGACAAGUUGAAAGUUGAACACAGGGAUCUAGAGACUGUCAGUGCGAGUGAGAAGAAAGACUCUGAGCAGAAAAUGUACUUCUUCAAAAGAGAGUCUCUGGAGUAUCAGAACAAAUUAUGUGUGGAGAAGUCUCUCCGCCAACAGAAGGAGAAAGAAGCAGAAAUGUUUGGAAACCAUCAAAAGGAGAACAGGAUGCUGAAUAUGCAGGUGGAGAAACUGUCUCAUAAUGUGAAGGAGCUGACCGGCUAUAAAUGCUUCAGCAUCAAAACAUUAGAAGAGCAGCGAGAACUGCUUAGGAAGAAGGACAAGGAAGUGGCAACCUUUGAGAAGGAGGCAAAAAAAUCGAAAGAGUUUGCGUUAACAUGCCAACAACGCUAUGAGAGUCUGAAACCUUACCGGGAAAAACUGAAGGUGGCGAAACACGAGUGUGAGAGACAGUCAGAGGAGCUGAAAAAACACAGAAGACUGGACGAUGUACACAGGACCACAGAACAUGGUUUACACACAACGAUAGCGCACUGGGAGCAUAAAAGAGUGGGGUGGGAAAAUAAGUAUGCAAACCUGGAAGUCGACAUGGAAAUCUUGCGGGAAGCAAACAGAGACCUCAUAACGGCAGCAGAAAUGCACGAAGAAGAGGUGGUGAAGGAGCGAAACCUCGUGAAACACAUGGAGCUCGAAGUGAAGCAGAAACGUGAUCUGAAGAUUAAACUCCACGAUCAAGAGAGGAAGAUGAUGCAAAACACUAACGUCCAUGGCCAAGAGAUAAUCCAUCUGAGAGCCUUGACGUUAGAUCUGGAGAAGAGGCUAACGCUGAAGAUCAUCCAUGCUGACAGUGUGGAGGCGGAGAGAAACCUCCUCCUGCAAAACCAGCUUAAGGAACAGGUGCAGCAAUCUUUGCUCAACAAAAAUAUUCAACAACUGCAGGAGAAACUCCAAGAUCAGACCUGCGAGACCGACGUUCAGAGGGUGAAGCUGGCCAGGUUGGGGAUGGAGAGGCGCUGCAUGAAGAACCAGCUGCAGAAAGUCAGCCAGCAUUUGGCGGAAAGCAAAAUGACGCAGGACGCGUGCGUGGUUUCUGCCGACAGGGACCAGAUGCUGGGGGAGAUGAAGUUGGUCAAGAUGGCUACGGAGAAGGAGACGCUGGAGAAAGAGCUGCAGACACGAGACGAUAUGGUGGUGCAGCUGCAGCUGAGACUCAACCAGGAGAGAAGCUGCCAGGACGCGCACAGACUCACCAUCAAAGAGCAUGAGCUCCAAAAAAGGCAAAUGUGGCUGGAGAUGAAGAGGCUCAAGCAAGUGCCGGGUGCGAGUAAACACACUUCCCGGCGGGCGUGGACUCGGGAGAAGAAGAAGCGCCCUCACGCCUAUGUGGAAGUGAUGAAGGCCCAGCACCGCCACUUGCUCACCGGGAAACUUCAGAGCGUACUUCUCCUGGAGAAAAAGGACGAGGUGAUCGAGGAGCUCCGGCGCAUGUUGGCCCGCCGGCCGGACGACGCCAUACAGAAGAUGCAGCAGUUAGGCUGGGACAACAGGCGCCUGAGCAAAGAGCUGAUGGCAGUGAAGGGCACCCUCGGGGUGUACCAGGCGGAGUACGACAACAUGAAGGAGGAGAACGAGAGAGUGAAAGAGGAGAAAAAGACCCUGAAGAUGGGCUACUUGAAGGCUAAAGAGGAGAACGAGAGAGUGAAAGAGGAGAAAAAGACCGAGAAGAUGGACCACUUGAAGGCUAAAGAGGAGACCAGGAGGCAGGCGGAGAAAGUCAGGAAGUCGGAGUCUGGAGACAUGAACCAGCAGAUGCACUUGCCCCCCAUCUCCAAAAAGACCAGACACCCCGCUGAGGAAACCGCCAAGGACCAGGGUUUCUCCGGCUACAAACCUCGGCCAAAUCGUGUCAUCAUCAAGUCCAAAUGUGUGCCAGAAAUGCUAAAGUCCGUCCCCCUGCCUUCCAUCCCCACCGUGAAACUCGUGCCUCACCCGCCUCCCAAACGGUCGCAGCAUCCUACACCGCGCCGCAGAAGCUUAGCGUUAUCGGAUCCACCGAGAACUGGGUCGCCUUAA